UUUCUUAAUUUAGGGUUCUCCCUCAUCAAAUUGCCACCAAAAAUGUGCAAAAAAGGAAGUCUGAAAGGGCUUUAUACGGCUAUUGGCCCGCCCAACAAAAAAAGAAAAGAAAAGAUGGUACCAUUCGUUAAUUUGCUGACCAAUGAUAAAAUUAAAUUAAUGUUAGAAUGGGUACUAAAAGAAAGGACUACAGCAGACAUUUUAGUCAUAUUAUCUGGAAAGAAAACAAUUACCCAGGAAAUGAUGCAGACAGAAUUUCAUCCAAAACUGUCUGAUCAAGACAACAUCGACAACAACAAUUAAAUCAAUGUUAGAAUGGGUACUAAAAGAAAAGACUACAGCAGACAUUUUAGUCAUAUUAUCUGGAAAGAAAACAAUUACCCAGGAAAUGAUGCAGACAGAAUUUCAUCCAAAACUGUCUGAUCAAGACAACAUCGAUUUAUCAAUGAUUCAACACUUGUGUGGUAAAGCUGCGUGGAAGCAUGUUAUAAAGAACACCAAAAAUAAGAAAUGAUUUUGCGAAGUUUGCAACAACGAUCUUUCCGAGGAAACGUCUAUGGGAUGUGAUGGUUGUCUGUGCUGGUGCCAUCUAUCUUGUAUUGGCAGAACAAAAAUGCCAGCAGCUAGGAUCUGGUUCUGCAAACCUUGCUCCAUACGAAAAAAAGAUUGUUAAGAAUGCUCUUUUGUAAAUAUAUACAUACUGUGAAUUUCUCUAAUUUUCUUUUAAUUCCCUCAGAUUCAUUUGAAAUAAAUAAAGUACGUGAGAGUGUCCCGUACGAAUGUAAAGAAAAUAAUAAAGUACACAAAUGUCACGUACAAAUAGAAAAAAAUAAUAAAGUAUGUGAGAGUCACGUACGAAUAGAAAAAAUAUUAAAGUACGGUCACGUAUGAAUAGCCACUGCGCUUUGUAACGAAGUAAACCACCAUCUAGAUGUUGCAUGGGAAGACCUUAGAUCAAUUACCAUUUUUCUAUUGCCAUUCUUCUUUCUUAAGUUUUUAAAACGUGAUCUGCAAUUAUUUUGUUUUGAUUUAAGCACAUAUGCAUGGUAUUAAGGCUCUUUUGUUUUACGACGACAGUUAUAUAUGAAAAAAAAAAUAGCCCAAUGCCUAACGUAUUAGCCGGUCCAAAGACUUUUGACAUACAUAUAAAGUUUUAGUCCCGCAAGGCAAAGUAAACACAAAACUUUCCUUGAACAAAGAUGAUUUAACAAGCAAUGAUACUCAAAAAAAAGAAUGUGAUUAUUGAGAUUACUGAAAAUCUCCCAGUUUUUAAACUUUGAUGUCUUUAGUUUCAGUUAGCAGUCACUAAAUGCUACAGGAUUAACACAAGGGUGGACAGACCCAGGACAAAUGUACUGUAGUUCAGGACAUUUCGGUGUGUUAUAUGUAGAGAUUUUAUCUUAAGUCUGAUUUUGCCCUGAAAGCGGGUUCUGGGUUAACAAAGCAUAGAUAAAUAAGAAAGUUUAAAUUAUAACUUUAAGCAAUCCUAUAACGGUGUAACUUAGAAACGUUAUUGGCUUAAGUCUAUCUCAUUUCCAUUUUAGGUAUUAUAACAUACUAACCUCCAUUACUAUCUUGAAAUUUCAUAAAAUUUACAUUAUAUAUUAUAUAGAUAUGGCUUUGUUAAUAAUAAUCUUGCAAUGCUUAGUGGUUGCUUGCUAUUCAAGUCCUGUUGACCACCAAGACCAUGUUCCAUUAUUUAUAAAUGGUAGACCAAAAGGUGGUUUGCUUGGUAAACCAAAAGUACAAAAUACUGAUGCAUACACAGAUGCAGAAUCUCAAUGGUUCACACAAAAACUUAAUCAUUUUGAUGACAGUGAUUUAAGGACAUGGAAUCAAAAGUAUUAUGUCAAUGCUUCUAUGUGGAAAACAAAUGGGCCUGUAUUCAUGAUGAUAGGAGGAGAAGGGCCGCUUAGUGCCAGAUGGGUAUCAGUUGGUUCAAUGGUAGAAUAUGCAGGAAAAUAUGGUGCUUUAGUCUUGGCAUUAGAACAUAGAUUUUAUGGGGAAAGUCAUCCAUUGGGUGAUAUGUCAUUGGAAAGUUUAAAAUAUCUCAGUAGUGAGCAAGCACUGGCAGAUUUGGCAACAUUCCAUGAAGCGAUGAUACCACUUUUUAGCUUGACUUCAAGUAACAGAUGGAUAAUGUUUGGUGGCUCAUAUCCUGGAGCGUUAUCAGCUUGGUUUAGGUACAAGUAUCCCCACCUAGCUUUUGGAUCCAUUGCAAGUAGUGCACCAAUAAAUGCUCAACUGGACUUUCCUCAGUAUCUCGAAGUUUCCACUGCGUCAUUAGGUUCGGAAAAAUGUCAGUCUGAUGUAGCAAAAGCAACAGCAAAGUUAGAAAAUUACACAAAAACUGAAGCAGGACUGAAGUAUUUGAGUUUGCAGUUCAAAACCUGCAAGCCAUUGACUUUAAACUCAAAUGAUGUACCUCAGUUUGUGCAAGGUACUGCUGGGAAUUUUUUUGGUGUCAUACAGUAUAACAAAGAUAACAGAGAGUUUGAGGGUGCUGUCGGCACUAACAUUACUGUUGACACUUUGUGUGCGGUCAUGAAUAAUGAAGGUAUUGGAGAUGAGUUACAGAGAUACGCCGCUGUGAAUAACAUGAUGUUAAAAACGUAUAGCCAGGCUUGUUUGGAUUCAAGCUAUGAUGAUUACGUUUCUGCUAUGAAAAAAACAACAUGGCAGUCGGCUGCUGCGGAGGGAGGGAGACAGUGGUUGUAUCAAACUUGCACUGAGUUUGGUUUCUAUCAAACAACUGAUUCUAAGGAGCAAGUAUUUGGAACCAUGUUUCCACUAAGCUUCUCCAUCAAACAAUGUAUGGAUAUCUUUGGUACACAGUUUAAUGCUUCUAGCAUAAACAAAGGUAUCGAUUGGACAAAUACAAAUUAUGGAGGCUAUUCUAUGUCCGCUGAAAGGAUCGUUUUUCCGAACGGUUCCAUUGAUCCGUGGCAUGCGCUCAGUUUUAUUACAGAUGGGAAGCUAAUCAAAGCUGUUUACAUCAACGGAACUGCCCACUGUGCAAAUAUGUACCCAAGUUCAAAAACUGAUUCACCUGAAUUGACAGAAGCACGACUUAAAAUAAAAGCUAUCAUUGGCGAAUGGUUGGCCUCUCCUCCUUAAAUACAACCUAACGUUCAUUAGUUAUUAUGUCAUCUACAAGCACUGUGAGAGAGAUUCCUUCCGUUUCAUUUUUUUUUCAUCGUACGAAAUUGAACGAAGCAACUAUUUAGCAAACAAGCAAACGUGAAAAAUGUUUUUGUUUUUUGUUUUUGUUAUGAUGAAGACACCCGUGGGAAAAAAAUCUGUCUGAACAAUAAUUUUUUUGCCAGAUCACGCAACCCACGGGAUCACGCAGGGUUAACAGGCCCCUUUACCCUGAAUGAGCGUGCUCUCAAGCGCGUUCUUGCGUGACGGUAAUUAAUAGAGAGUUUCCUCGUAAUUUGAAAAAACUUAUUAAUUCGAAAGAGAACGUCUUGUAGAAACCAUGUUAUUCUUCUAGUGUUUCUUCAUGACAUAAGCAAUUCAAAUCCCGGCUGCCGGUGUAAUUACAUUUGAAAAAAUUAAGACAUGCUUUUCCUAGUUUGUUUGUUUGUUUGUUUAUUUGUUCACUUUUUUUCUGUAGCUUGUGUUUAUGUUAUUAAAUUUGUAAAUACGAUUUUUCAUAGAAGUUAUUUUCUUUAUUGUUUUGGCAACAAACAUACACUUUACAUAAA
Molecule: messenger RNA, 3710 nt
Organism: Hydractinia symbiolongicarpus
Lineage: Eukaryota; Metazoa; Cnidaria; Hydrozoa; Anthoathecata; Hydractiniidae
Product: putative serine protease K12H4.7
Exons: 11
Coding region: 1615-3117 (500 amino acids)
Biological process (GO): proteolysis
Molecular function (GO): dipeptidyl-peptidase activity; serine-type exopeptidase activity
Source: RefSeq, a predicted model, not a curated record